Messenger RNA from Vitis vinifera (wine grape), 1315 nucleotides. Its product is annotated as probable WRKY transcription factor 24. The record is from RefSeq and is a predicted model, not a curated record. NCBI's taxonomy places the organism in Eukaryota, Viridiplantae, Streptophyta, Magnoliopsida, Vitales, Vitaceae. Gene Ontology annotation, biological process: regulation of DNA-templated transcription. Gene Ontology annotation, molecular function: sequence-specific DNA binding; DNA-binding transcription factor activity. The transcript has 2 exons. The coding region runs from base 478 to 1083 and encodes 201 amino acids.
GGCGAAGGAUUAAAAUGGUUUGAGUGUUUAGAGAAGAGAUGUGGUCAAAACCUCGUGCUUGUGACGUUGUAUGGGGUUGGUUAACAGUAUCUCAUCAAAGAAAGUACAACAUCUUGAACAAGUGUCCAACCAAAUGGAAAUAGAGGAAGGUUCCGAAUUGUGUAGAGAAAGUAUCAUGCAUUGGUGAUAACGAUACAUGUGAGUUGGGCACGUUUCCUUUGGCGACUCACUCACAACACGGGGCAGUUGAACAGAAGUUGUUGGAUGUAGUUGGCCCUUUGAGCUUUGGUUGCAAUGCUGGGAUACUCAAAAGACUAGCCCUCCUUUUUAUUUCAAUAGUAAGACCAUUUCUCUCUCGAUCAGUCUUUUGGGUAAUGUCCAACCUCCUCUCACCUUCCACCAACCUUUUUCUGCUCUUUAUAAAGAUCCAUUCAUUUACAUUCUGAGUUCCUCUCUCAAUACUCAGUGGAGCCCCCCAUGGAUGGAGAUGGAGACCACGCCCCGCCACCACCACCACCACCACUAUUGCCAUUGCCAUCUCAAGCCUCUUCUUUCCUCUUCACACCCUCAUUGCCAUCCUCCUCAAUGCACCCACAUCUUCAACUCCCACCACCACCACUGCCGCCACUGCAAGCUCAAAUCCUUGGAGAUAUUGACUGGGCUACCCUUCUCUCCGCCCAAACCGGGCUCAGCGACCUUUACCCAAGAGCUGAAGGCACCUCUUCUGUAAUGGCCGAGGAAGAAAAGGGCAGCAUCAAGGAUAGGAGGAAGGGUGUUAGGACGACGAGAAAAGCAACCCGACCGCGGUUCGCCUUUCAGACGAGGAGCGUGGAUGAUAUUCUUGAUGAUGGAUAUCGCUGGAGGAAGUAUGGGCAGAAAGCUGUGAAGAACAGCAUCUAUCCCAGGAGCUACUAUCGCUGUACACAUCACACAUGCGAUGUGAAGAAACAGGUACAGAGGCUCUCAAAGGAUACAAGCGUUGUGGUGACAACAUAUGAAGGCAUCCACAACCAUCCCUGUGAGAAGCUGAUGGAAACCCUAAGUCCUCUCUUGAAGCAAAUACAGUUCCUCUCUAGAUUCUAAGCCCUGCCCCUUUCCUUUUGAAGAAAAGAAGAUGCAGAAUCAUUUUCUUUCUUGGAAUUUCUAUGGUUGAUUAAUUACUAUUACAUAGUAGUAAUGCGCCAAUGUCAAUAUAUGUAUGUGUAUUUACUUGUACCCAACAUGUGACAACUUCUAUAUAUUUAUAUAUUUUAUAUUAUUGUGAAGGUAUUGGAGAAUGUUGAUGCAAAAAUAAUUAGGAUCUCCUCAUUUCUCA